Orycteropus afer afer is the source of this 988-nucleotide messenger RNA. RefSeq lists its product as uncharacterized. The record is from RefSeq and is a predicted model, not a curated record. Gene Ontology annotation, cellular component: nucleosome. Gene Ontology annotation, biological process: nucleosome assembly. Lineage: Eukaryota; Metazoa; Chordata; Mammalia; Tubulidentata; Orycteropodidae. Gene Ontology annotation, molecular function: DNA binding; protein heterodimerization activity; structural constituent of chromatin.
AUGUCUGGUCGCGGCAAAGGCGGAAAAGGCUUGGGUAAAGGAGGCGCUAAGCGUCACCGCAAGGUCCUCCGUGAUAAUAUUCAAGGUAUUACCAAGCCUGCCAUCCGGCGUCUAGCGCGGCGCGGCGGCGUCAAGCGUAUCUCUGGCCUUAUCUACGAGGAGACCCGCGGGGUGCUCAAAGUCUUCCUAGAAAAUGUGAUCCGCGACGCCGUCACCUACACCGAGCACGCCAAGCGCAAGACAGUCACUGCUAUGGACGUGGUCUACGCGCUCAAGCGCCAAGGCUCCUCAGCCCCUGCAGCUGUUCACAUUAGAAGUGGGUACUCAACUAUGGCGCGAACUAAACAGACAGCUCGUAAGUCCACCGGUGGCAAGGCGCCGCGCAAGCAGCUGGCCACCAAGGCCGCCCGCAAGAGCGCACCGGCUACCGGCGGUGUGAAAAAGCCUCAUCGCUACCGGCCCGGCACCGUGGCGCUGCGCGAGAUCCGGCGCUACCAAAAGUCCACGGAGCUGCUGAUCCGCAAGCUGCCUUUCCAGAGGCUGGUGCGCGAGAUCGCCCAGGACUUCAAGACCGAUCUCCGCUUCCAGAGCUCGGCUGUGAUGGCGUUGCAGGAGGCGUGCGAGGCAUACUUGGUGGGGCUGUUCGAGGACACCAAUUUUGUCGUCUGCUUCACAAUGUCGGGUCGUGGCAAGGGUGGAAAGGGCCUCGGUAAGGGUGGUGCUAAGCGCCACCGUAAGGUACUCCGCGAUAACAUCCAAGGCAUCACCAAACCUGCAAUUCGGCGUCUGGCUCGGCGUGGCGGUGUCAAGCGCAUUUCUGGCCUUAUCUACGAGGAGACUCGCGGCGUACUCAAAGUGUUUCUGGAGAAUGUGAUCCGUGACGCUGUCACCUACACUGAGCACGCCAAGCGUAAGACAGUCACUGCCAUGGACGUGGUCUACGCGCUCAAGCGGCAGGGUCGCACCCUUUACGGCUUCGGCGGCUGAG